AUGUUUGAAAAUACAUUAGAUGUAUCAAAUUUACGUACAAAUGAUGAGCGACGACUUGUUGACUAUUUGAUGACAAAUUACGACAACAAUAUUAGGCCAGUGCUUAACGCCAGUCAACCAGUUAUUAUACGAUUGGGUAUUACGUUGACACAAAUUUUUGAUUUGGAUGAGAAAAACCAAGUUCUCACCACAAAUGUUUGGUUAGAUCAGGAAUGGAUCGAUGAGUUCCUCGCAUGGAAUUCCUCAUCGUUUGGUGGGUUAACCAAAAUCCGUAUCCCCUGUGAAAAGAUAUGGAGACCCGAUAUUGUACUCUAUAAUAGUGCCGACGAUUAUACACGAGGCUAUAUGAACUCACGCGCCAUCAUAGAGCCCAGUGGUAACGUGUUUUGGCCGCCGCCCACCAAAUUCCGUAGCACGUGUCAGGUAGAUGUCACGUACUUUCCGUUUGACGAUCAAAAAUGUAAACUAAAACUCGGUUCAUGGAUUUAUGAUGGACUACAGGUUGAUGUACUGAAUAGGACGGCUGAGGUAGACAUGUCUAACUAUAUACCUAACGGGGAAUGGGAUCUACUCGAGGCCAACAUUGAACGCAAUGUUGUCUACUAUUCCUGUUGUCCGGAACCGUUUCCCGAUGUGACCAUAACGUUGACCAUACGGCGCAAAAUAUUGUACUAUACCUACAAUGUUAUACUUCCCUGUAUGAUGCUAUCGGUGCUCACACUACUAGUAUUUUGUAUACCUCCCGAUUCGGGCGAAAAAAUAGCACUCGGAGUAACCGUAUUGUUGGCCUUUUCGGUGUUUAUGUUAGCCAUAUCGGAAAAAUUACCGGAAACUUCCGAAUCUAUACCAUUAUUAGGUAUAUAUUUAACAGUCGUAAUGAGUAUAACAUCGAUAUCGGUUAUAAUGACAGUAAUUGUACUAAAUUUUCAUUAUCGUGGACCACAACGUCGUAGAUUACCAAGGUGGCUCAAAACAAUUAGCACAUUAUCUAAUAGUACAUUAAAACAUUAUUUUCCAUACAUGAGUAUAACCAACAAAUAUGCAAUGGGUGCUGGUGGUGGUGGUGGUGGGGGCGGUAUCGGAGGUGUUGCCACAAACAAUACAUUUUUUAAUUUAUCACACAAUGUACAGCCAGAUGAUCAGCAGUCGGGUGAUCUACUGGAACAGCAUCUAAAAUAUAGACAACUAUGUCAACAACAACAACAUUUACUACAACAACAACAACAACGAGAUCAACCAUUGUAUAACAAUAUCGGGAACAGUUGUCUACCGACAAACCCGAUACCACUGAUCGAUACGUAUGGCCAUCGAUACGCACAGAGUAGCGAAUCGUUGACUAAUAUUGAAGACAAUUAUAAACUAUUUCUACAUAUGAAUCGUACAAAAUCUUGCAAUCGAUUAGCCAAUAAUAAUAUUCAAACAAUCAAUAACAACAACAGCAGCUCAGGUACAACACCUACAGCUACGGCCAAUACACCUAUCGGUGCUCAACAACAACGAUCGGGUAGUAAUCCAAAAUCACAUAAGUGUACAUCUAGUUGUGAUAAUGAUUGCCAACAAAAACAACAACAUCAUUGUGCCAAUUAUGAUAAGUUGAUGACAGCUCACGAGGAACUGAUCGACACAAUGUGUCGGUAUAUGCUAUGGAAAAGUGAACUGAAAGCCGGGGACAGUGCGGUAAUACACGAGUGGCGACUAUUGGCACUGUUUGUCGAUCGCAUACUAUUCUGGAUAUUCUUUAUCAUAACGUUUUGUUCAUCCGUUAUGUUUCUGAUAGUCAUUCCUAUACAACAACGAGGCUUUCCAUUCUAUACGUAUACAUAG
Molecule: messenger RNA, 1824 nt
Organism: Oppia nitens
Lineage: Eukaryota; Metazoa; Arthropoda; Arachnida; Sarcoptiformes; Oppiidae
Product: neuronal acetylcholine receptor subunit alpha-10-like
Exons: 8
Coding region: 1-1824 (607 amino acids)
Biological process (GO): chemical synaptic transmission; monoatomic ion transmembrane transport; nervous system process
Cellular component (GO): postsynaptic membrane; neuron projection; synapse
Molecular function (GO): acetylcholine-gated monoatomic cation-selective channel activity; transmembrane signaling receptor activity
Source: RefSeq, a predicted model, not a curated record